GCUUUUCAACGUCACGUCCUAAACCGCCAAAAGCCCUUGCCUAGGAGAGUUCCACUCGCGCGCGCGCUCAUUAUGCAAUUCACAGCACGCACAUACACACAUACACACGGUAUCUUCCGGAAAGAAAGAGAAAAAACUUCAUAUCAUAACUCGAACGUUCUACUACCAAACGCCCCUAAUUCCAUCAGAUCCUCAGGCCACCUACCUCAAACGGGGGGCCGAGCGAGCCUUUUCGCAUUUUUCAGCAGCACUGAAUUCUGCCCGCCUUUUUUUUUUCUUCUCUACCUUCCAACGGGGUUUGUGAGGCUGACCUCAGCCUCGGGGACGGCGCGGGCAAGGAUAGUGUUUGGGAAUGGCGGCGUAACAGUCGUGGCCCUCGUCCUCGUCGGGUGGGUGCGGGUGGUGGUGGUGCCGGUGCUGGCCGGGCCGGCGCUCGCCUCGUACUCGAACUUGAGCGUCUGGAAGUGCUGGAAGUCGUGCCAGUCCUCGAAGUCUUCUUCUACUUGGUCGGCUUUUUCGUCGUUGUGGUUUUUGUGGCCUUUGUGGACGGGGUCGUUGGAGUCGAAGAUGUGGUGCUCGCCGCGCUUCCUGUCGGCCUUCUUGCCUUCUGGUGGGAUGAGACGGGGCGUAUGCGUGGCCAGGAAGUGCUUUAAGCUCGAGAGAAAGGGGUCAAUGUCAUGUUUCUCGCGGGCGGCAGAGGUCACGGUGGCGAGGGUGGUGGGCUUCUGGAUGGAUCUGCCUUGGAGACCGAGGGUGAUAGGGUCGAGGGCGAAGUCAGAGGCUGCGGGCUCAGGGCUGGAGAGUGGGAUGACGGGGCUGGUGGUAGCGUUGGCUAUGAGCGCUGCGACGACGCCGGAGGGUGCGGCAGAGGCUGCGGCAUUAGAACUAGAGAGUGGGAUGACGGGGCUGGAGGUAGCGCUGGCGCUGACAGCGACUACGACGCCGAGGCUGAGGAGGGCGAGGCUGAACAUUUUGGCUUGGGAGUUGGUGGAGGGUCGAAGGCCGUUUGGGGGAGUUGGCGAGGUGUGAUAUGAGACAAGAAGUGAAGAGAGGAGAUAAAGCUUGUGGGCGGCUAGUAAUGCGUCUCUUUAUAUAUUUAAAUGUCGGUAGCAUGAGUCCGGAAGCGAGUUGGAUUUUGUGGAACG
Messenger RNA from Mytilinidion resinicola, 1145 nucleotides. RefSeq lists its product as uncharacterized. Bases 73 to 1029 code for a protein of 318 amino acids. Lineage: Eukaryota; Fungi; Ascomycota; Dothideomycetes; Mytilinidiales; Mytilinidiaceae. The record is from RefSeq and is a predicted model, not a curated record. The transcript has a single exon.